Cheilinus undulatus (humphead wrasse) is the source of this 4755-nucleotide messenger RNA. RefSeq names its product G3BP stress granule assembly factor 2a (gene g3bp2a). Gene Ontology annotation, cellular component: cytosol; ribonucleoprotein complex. Gene Ontology annotation, molecular function: mRNA binding. The coding region runs from base 212 to 1747 and encodes 511 amino acids. The transcript is spliced from 13 exons. Lineage: Eukaryota; Metazoa; Chordata; Actinopteri; Labriformes; Labridae. The record is from RefSeq and is a predicted model, not a curated record.
CAAUAAAUAGAACCUAUCACUUUAAAUCUGCAAUCUCUGGUACAGCAGAGAUCAUAAACUGUUAGUUCUGCGUGGUAAAAAUUACAAGAUAAAGCUGGGAUACUCUGUAUUUCAGAACAGUUUACAAUCGGUUACUCGUUGUUAUUUAUUAAAAUAAUUCUGUCUACAUAGAUAGGUCUUUCAGAAGCACUUAAUAUUGUUUACCAAAGAAAUGGUGAUGGAGAAGCCAAGUCCCCUGCUUGUAGGGCGGGAGUUUGUGAGGCAGUAUUACACACUCUUAAACAAGGCGCCAGAUUUUCUGCACAGGUUUUAUGGGAGGAAUUCUUCCUAUGUUCACGGAGGACUUGACCCAAGUGGGAAACUGGCCGAAGCAGUUUACGGGCAAGCGGAAAUCCAUAAGAAGGUCAUGUCCCUGCAGUUCAUUGAAUGCCACACAAAGAUCAGACACGUGGAUGCUCAUGCCACCCUGAGUGAUGGCGUGGUGGUGCAAGUCCUUGGAGAACUGUCCAACAAUGGCCAGCCCAUGAGGAAGUUUAUGCAAACGUUUGUGCUUGCUCCAGAGGGUUCAGUGGCAAACAAGUUCUACGUUCACAAUGACAUCUUCCGUUAUGAGGAUGAAGUCUUUGGAGACUCUGAAGCUGAGCUCGAUGAGGAAUCUGAGGAGGAAGUUGAGGAGGAGGGAGAGGAGAGGCAGCCUUCCCCUGAGCCCCUCCAAGAAAGCCCCAACAGCACCACCUAUUACGAACCUCACCCUGUCACUAACGGAGUAGAGGAGCCCAUGGAGGAGCCAGCUCCUGAACCAGAACCAGAGCCUGAACCAGAGCCCAAAGCAGAGGAGAUAAAACCUGACACAGAAGAGAAGGUUCUGGAAGAGAUGGAGGAGAAGGCACCUUCACCAGUUCCUGCAGAGUCCCCACCAAACACCCAGGAGCCUGCCAAGACUUUCUCCUGGGCCUCGGUGACCAGUAAAAACUUGCCUCUUUCUGGCACAGUCACCUCCUCUGGAAUUUCACCCCAUGUUGUGAAAGCUCCAAGCUCACAGCCGAGAGUUGAAGCCAAACCGGAGACACAGACAACACCUCUGCGGCCCAGAGACCAGCGCACACGGGACAGACCGGCCUUUACUCCACGAGGUCCCAGACCAGAUGGCGUUGCAUCGUCUGAGUCACAAACAGGAAAACCACACUUGAGUUUUGUGAAUAAAGGUGGACGAUCAGACACUGAAUCUGGUGACAUGGACAGCAGACGGAACCCUCGGUACCCAGACAGCCACCAGCUUUUUGUUGGAAACCUUCCUCAUGACAUUGAUGAGAGCGAACUCAAAGAUUUCUUCAUGACAUACGGAAAUGUCGUGGAGCUGAGGAUCAACACCAAGGGUGUUGGUGGAAAGCUGCCAAACUUUGGAUUUGUGGUCUUUGACGACUCUGAUCCAGUGCAAAGAAUUCUGGGGGCGAAGGUAGACGGGCCCAUCAUGUUCCGCGGCGAGGUGCGUCUGAAUGUGGAGGAGAAGAAGACGAGAGCGGUGCGUGAGCGAGAGACCCGAGGCGGAGGGGAAGAACGCCGGGACAUGCGACGCAACGACAGGGGCCCUGGAGGUUCACGAGGCAUCGUGGGAAGUGGAAUGAUGCGCGAACGUGAUGGGAGGGGACCUCCACCUCGAGGCGGCAUGGCCCCUAAACCUGGCAUGGGCUCUGGAAGAGGCUCCGGCGGCCAGGGAGAGGGUCGCUUCACCACACAGCGCCGCUGAGAAGAGCACCACCUGCAGCGUGGAAGUAGUACCGUGUUCUUCAUCUUCAACCGUUCUCGUUAACGCAAAGAAAAUCUUCAUGUAUAAAAGUAUAUAUUUGUUUUUGUUUAUUUUUUUUGUUCCCUCUUUGCUUUGGAAUGUGACACAGCCUGUCAACCAUUUGUUUGUAAAAUAGACAAAACAGAAAUAAGCAAACAGAAAAUCUCGCUUAUUAGUUGUGAGCUGAGCAUCCUUUUUUCGGGUAUCUCAAGAAUUCACAAAACUUUAAUUUGUAAAUUUGUGAAAAAAAGGCAAACCAACCAGGAUAAAUCUGCCACAUUAGGAGGGACUGAUAAGACUUUUAAGUACGACAAUACAGCCCAUCAUUUGGAAAAGAGAUUAUAUGCCUUGACUUAACUGGGGCGCUGCUUCACGAAAUCCCUGUAUUGCACAUUUUCUAUGGUAGUUUUCUGCCCGUUACUGUUGGAAAAGAGUGAGAUGCAAAAUUUGUGCAGUUCCAGGGGAAAAGCUUGCCUUUUACUUUUUUCCUUUUGAGAGACCACUGCUUCAAAAUUGCAUAAAGCACUCAUCAAUAUGCACUAAUGGGUACUUUUGUCGUAUUACAUUGACAUCCAUGCUCGGAAUGCAGCUGGAGAGACCUGUUUUGUCUCAAAACGAUACGACUUAACCGGGGCAGGCCUCGCUUACAGCCUGUCCGCUGUGACCAAUGUACUUUUCACACUUUGACCCAAAACUACGCUUCAAUUACUGCUGGAUGGACAAGAUGACAAGCAAAUCUACAUUAUAUUUUUCCUCAUUUAUAAUCAAAUAAACAAGAAAAAAAAGAGCUCAAAUCUUGGACUUUCACCAAAUGAGUGGGGGGAAAAGGAUUAACAAGAAACAAAGUUGAACAAUAGGAGAGUGGUGAUGAUGAUGGCUGCUCGCUCUGUUUUUUUUUCUUCUUUUGAUUCCAAGUUUGUUUUUUCUUCAUUUUUUUCCCUGCCAGCUAGACCGCGAAAACUGGGAUGGACAACAACUCCUUCCCUCUUCCCUCCCUUCCCGUCUUAAGCACGGAGAAACAGAAUAAAUGUACAGCAAAAAUCAUAGUUUACUGUAUGUUUUGUUUUCUGUGCAUCUUUUCUUUUCUAUAUCUCUCAACUUGAUAAGAGCAUGAUGGUGCCUUCUAUUUCACCUUUUCCAGUCUUAUAAAAGCGGUUCGAGGCUUUGCCGCCUCCUAAUGUGGAGCUGCUCAUUUUGAACUUUUGACUUCUGGGAGCAGACACACCUGAGGAAAAGAAAAUUGCAGUAUUCACAUGAUUUAGUUUUUCCAGGUGCAAAUUUCUUUUUUCCAUACUGUUUUACUACCUAAGAUGUUCUGUUGUGAGUUUUGUACAUUUGUUUUGUAUCGUCUGUUCUGGGUUUUUGUAGAGACAAUAGGUGCCUCGAGUUCUGUUUGAUGUUUAGAGGUGCAUCUGAAGAACUUCUCCCCAAACAAAUAUAAAGGUACAUUAAAGAUGGUGACAGAGAAACGCUUGGUGUUUGGUUUACAUGUCAUAGCUCAACAAAACCGCGAAGGAGAGAAAAUGUCUCGCAGUGGGAUUCAGAUACUGCUCAUCCUUAACUUUCAGUCUGACUUGUUUUUUUUUUUUUUUUUUAAACCUCAUGGCAGCACGCGGGUUAAAUCCCUGGACUCUAAAGUUGUCAGACUUUUUCUCAGCAACAAUUUUGUAAUGAUCUGUUCGGGUGGGCCGGCCGUAGCGCCGGUCUAAAGAAAUAAUUGUGCUCACACUUUUCUAGCUGUUAAUGCAUUUGUAUUUUCAUAUGCUGAUUAUUCAUUGUGCUUAUUUUAUUCUGUUUGUUUUUUUUUCAUUCAAGGCAAGUCUGGUCUGAUGCCAUUCUGUUCGUCUCCUUGCCCUAUGGUGUUUUUUCUUUUUCUACCACUCAGUAGGUAGGGAGGGAAGACCCUUCUGGUUUCAGCUGGAAAGGAAAACCCAAAACAUGAGAUGUUGUUUUACAUUUUAUUUCUGUUUUUUUCUUGUUAUCUUGCACUGAAAUGGGAAGUGAAAAUCAAUGUAGCAUUUUUCUGGACAAAUAUAAUGAAUGAGGUCUUCCUUGUCUGGUGGUAUUGCACUAUUCCCAAAAUUCCUGGGACAAUCUGUCAGUUUGAACACAGCCUCUCUCCAAAUUUCUCAUCGGGUAAUGACAUUAAGUGAAAAAGAAAAUAAUAGGGCUUAUCUAUUAAUCAGCCUGAAAUAGCCUUUUCUCUCUUGGAGUUCAAACCAAAUUCAUACUUAAUGUAGUUUUCAACAGUAAUGCUGGGCUCUCUCCCUUUUAUAGUUAAAAUAUUUUCUGAUGUUAGCUUAUUUUCAAUAGAGAGAUUUUUAAUGUGUUACCAUCAGUUUGUGACCGAAUAUUACAGAAAAAUAGCUCUUUGGUCUUUGAGUGUUAACAGACAGCUCUUAUUGGGUGCCUCAACCUGAAUGUUAGUUUCAGGUAAUUACUUAACACGGGCACUUGACUACAAUCCUACAUUUACAGCAAUGAAGAGGGCGGUGAAGAAGAGCCAUCAUGCUUUCAGACCAAUUUGUGCUUUUACAUAGUAGUGGUGGUGAAAAAGAAACCUAUUUGUCUGAGUGUAUAAGUUUAACAGUUGAAUGGUUAUUUCUCAUAUUUUCAACAAACCAACCCCCUUUUUCCAAAACCUGAAAGGAUCCUCAGAAGAAAAUCCUUAAAGAUGUAUAAAUUAACUUUCCUGUGGUUGAAAAUGCAGUAGAGUGGAUCCUCAUUGUGAAUCAUUCCAGUCCUUGUUAUUUAUUUUGAAUGGAAAUAGAAGUACCUUCUUGGCUUAAGCAGGUGUGGUAAACAGUUGGCUGCCAUCUUAAGUUUUACUGUGUUUACCCUUUACUUGUUGCUAGUACAAAAGUGUUGCAGGUGGAGAAUCUUUUUCUUCUUCCUUUGUUCUCUUUUUCUUUCUAUUUUGAAUGUGUUGGACUUAACAUACAAUAAACUACUGAUAUCAGCACCACUCA